AUGCCUUCGACACGGAAGUCUCCCAGGCACGUUUUUUUCCACUACGUGGGUCAACGACAAGCCUUCAGGGAAUCGCAGAACCGGCGCCGACGAAAGGAAGCCGCCGCCGUGCGCGGGCGGCUGAAUAACCUCCGCACUUACCCACAGGAUGACCCCGCCAACCCCGUCGACAAUGACUACAUUGAUAUUCAUCUGACAUAUCCAAAGGAGCUCUCCCGCCAGAACCAGCAGACGGAGAAGGCGACCAUCCGAUGCAACCAGCGAAGCGAGUUCCAGGCGAUCCGAAAGCGAUGGCAACAAGCUCUGAAAGAGAUUCGGAAUAUAGAAGUCAAUCCUGACCACUACUCCUGGCAGAAGGAGCAAGGCGGAAUGACACCGUUACUUCUGGGCCAGCACACGUUGAUUGGGGAUGUCUUGCGGAAUGGAGACACCGUUUUACUAGAAUGGAAUGAAAUGGAAGGAGACAUGGAAGGGGACGAUAUCAAAUGGGGGGACAAGGAGUGGGCGGAAACGGCAUGA
Molecule: messenger RNA, 519 nt
Organism: Cladophialophora immunda
Lineage: Eukaryota; Fungi; Ascomycota; Eurotiomycetes; Chaetothyriales; Herpotrichiellaceae
Exons: 1
Coding region: 1-519 (172 amino acids)
Source: RefSeq, a predicted model, not a curated record